Sorghum bicolor (sorghum) is the source of this 965-nucleotide messenger RNA. RefSeq names its product DNA-directed RNA polymerase V subunit 7. The coding region runs from base 190 to 717 and encodes 175 amino acids. Lineage: Eukaryota; Viridiplantae; Streptophyta; Magnoliopsida; Poales; Poaceae. Gene Ontology annotation, biological process: DNA-templated transcription; DNA-templated transcription initiation. The record is from RefSeq and is a predicted model, not a curated record. Gene Ontology annotation, molecular function: single-stranded RNA binding; single-stranded DNA binding. The transcript has 2 exons.
AGUACCCACGCGGCACUUCCACAAGGACAAGGUGGAUAGCGAGCCCACCGCACGUCUCACUCCCUCUCUCUCUCUCCGACGACCGGUGGACUCCCGCCGCCGUCAGCGCCGCCGUCACCGCCCUGCGCUAGGUGCCGAGGCCUUCGUCGGUAUCUUCGCCGGCGACGGGCACUCACCAGGUACAAAGCCAUGGUUUUUCUUGAGGCAGAGAUGUCAUGGAAUGUGCUGAUCUCACCUAGCCAGCUGGACCGCAAGGGCCUCCUGCUCCGCAAGGCUAUCAUUGUGCGUCUUCUGGAGGAUGUCACAAACAGGAGGGCUUCCAAAGAGCAUGGCUACUACGUUGCCGUUAGUCAGCUGAAGGCGAUAUCUGAAGGGAAAGUGCGUGAGCUAACUGGAGAUGUACUGUUCCCAGUCUCAUUUACCUGCAUCACACUGAAGCCUAUGAAGGGUGAGGUCAUGGUUGGCCACGUGGACAGGAUCCUCAAGCAUGGUGUGUUCCUGAAAUCUGGACCCGUGGAGAGCAUUUUCCUGGCUGAGAAAUCGAUGAGCGACUACAAGUACAUAGGUGGGGAGAAUGCGAUGUUCAUGAACGACCACUCAAAGCUGGAGAAGGACACUGCCGUGCGCUUCAAGGUACUGGGGUUCCGCUGGAUGGAGGCUGACCGCCAGUUCCAGCUCCUUGCUACGAUUGCUGGUGACUUCCUUGGGCCACUGUGAACUGCUUCCACAGGUUAAAUGGGUUCCAAUGUACAUUGCUCGUUAGAUGGUGGAUGGAUGGGUGGAUCUGAUGUGUGGAAUUAAACUUUGCUGCCAGUAGUUUGCUCUGUAGUGCCUGAGACAUGGUAGGUCUUUUAGAUGCUGAUACCGGUGACAUUUGGCUCUGGUCUGAAUGUAUCAGUGUACUUUGAUGAACAGUGGUUGUCCAUGGAUGUCCCCUUUCUAUGCUUGCUUGGAAGCUCACGCUA